This is a messenger RNA of Mytilus californianus (California mussel), 3625 nucleotides long. Its product is annotated as fat-like cadherin-related tumor suppressor homolog. NCBI's taxonomy places the organism in Eukaryota, Metazoa, Mollusca, Bivalvia, Mytilida, Mytilidae. The coding region runs from base 310 to 3462 and encodes 1050 amino acids. The transcript is spliced from 21 exons. Gene Ontology annotation, biological process: homophilic cell-cell adhesion. The record is from RefSeq and is a predicted model, not a curated record. Gene Ontology annotation, molecular function: calcium ion binding. Gene Ontology annotation, cellular component: membrane.
ACUGCUAUUACUGAAUGCACGAACAACAGAGAUACUGGCGAAAAUGACGGGCUUAAAAGUAAAAAAGAAAUUGACAAUCAAGCAGGAGUAGUUGUUGUGCUGACUCAAGAUAAUGAAUUUCGUUAUACUUGUUGUGGUUUUGUGUAUGAGUGGAAGUUUCACACCGAUGCAACAGGAACAUUUGAUGCGCAGGUGUGGAGAAGUCAAUCGAACGACGUUUACCUAUUGGUUGGAUCUAAUUCAUUAACAUCAACAGAUGACGGAGAUGAAGAAGUUCGCACUAUCAGCAAUGGACAGAGAAUUCGAGUCAUGGAAGACGAUUAUCUGGGAAUACAUUCAACUGGAACAUUUCUCGUAACUCAUAAAAGUGAAGGAUCAGAAACUGUAAGGAAGCUGACUGGCCAAACAACACCAAUUGCUGUGUCGUCAACACUUGAUACUUCUGGUGCAACAGUAGAGGCACUAGACUAUGCGAUCAGGUCGUAUUAUACACCAAGUGAACGUCCACAGAUGUCUGGCUUAGGUACAGUAACAGUUUAUAACGAUGUGGUCUCAGUUGGAAAUGUUUUAGCUACAAUAACAACAACUGAUAAUGAUUUAGAGGACGCUGGAAGCCUGACUUUGACAAUGGAAUCAUCUACCAACAGUGGCACAAAUUUUUUUGAGGUGGUUUCGGAUGAAAUAAGAGUAAAAGCUAUACCACCUGUGAAUACAUAUAAUCUACAGCUCAAAGUAGAGGAUCCGUGCACCCGAUCACGAACCGGAACAGAAAUUAUUGAUAUAGUCAAUAGACUUCCUGUUAUCAACAACCUUCCCGAUUCUGUAUCAAUAUCUGAAGAUACUGCGGACAAUACAUUGAUAUUUACAAUUGAUGCCACAGAUACAGUAACAGACCCACUAACAUGUAAAAAGAAAGGUGGAGGAACUGUGCCAUUCUCUGUCGCUCAAAUACCAGGUUCAACAGAUUACGGAGUAUAUAAGAACUCGGGAGUCUUACUUAACUAUGAUACAAAUCCAUCAUAUACAGUAACAGUAGAAUGUGAUGACUUAGAUGACAAAGUGGAAGCUGUUCUGACUAUCAACUUAAUCCAAAAUCAGGCUCCCGUGAUCCAGAGUUUACCUGACAGUGUUAACUUUCUUGAGGAUCUCAACACCAAUACUUUACUCCAUACACUGACUGUAACUGACGCGGAGAGUGACACAGUUACAUGCACGCUGAAUCCAACAAGUACUAUAUACGAUGUAUCGUUUAUUCCUCCUUCAAAUACAGGAUAUGGAAUCUAUCUGACAGGCGGAACAACUCUCGAUUAUGAUACAACUUCGUCGUACACUUUAUCAGUGAGGUGUAGUGAUGUUAGACGAAGUGAUACGGAGAGUUUCACGGUCAAUCUGAUACGAAACACGCCACCAGUCAUAAACAGUUUACCAACAACCGAAAGUAUAUCAGAGGACCUCAACACUAGAACAUUAGUUCAUACUCUGAACGUUACAGAUGUCAACUCAGCAGAUACUGCCAAUUGUGCAUUUAACCCAAACAAUGCAUUAUUUGAAAUAAGUAAAAUUCAACCAGCAUCAGUUGAUUAUGGAGUUUUUCUAGCUGGAGGGACAAUAUUGGACUAUGAUGUCACACCUUCGUAUUCUUUAAAUAUUGAAUGUGCCGAUCACAGGAGAUCUGUCUCAGACGUCUUGACAGUUGCAAUCAUUCGAAACGAGCCACCAACAAUUGUUAACCUACCAAUGAGUUCAGACAUACCGGAAAGUAUAACUUCAGAAAGUUUGUUGUACACCAUAUCUGUGACAGAUCCAACUAAUGAUACAGUUACAUGUGUUAUUACAACAGCAACUUCUGUAUUCUAUCUCCAAACCACAUCGGCGCAAUUUGAAACCGAGAUAUGGGUUCGAGGUAAUCAAGGUUUCGUUUAUGACACUAAAAGACAAUAUACCUUAAAUAUCGAGUGUGCUGACCAGCGAAGAAGUGAUUCGGCAGAUUUUUACGUUUACAUUCUUCGAAAUAUGCCUCCAUACUUUCCAAAUCUUCAAGAUAAAACAACCGUUUCGUCUCAGAUAUCAGCUGUAGGUCAGAUCAUUUAUACUGUACAAAGUGUGGAUCCAGAGAGUGACAAUGUACAAUAUUCUGUGUCAUCUAACGCUGCCAAUGCGCCUUUUACAAUCAAUCAAAACACUGGAGCUAUAUCUCUCACCCGCUCUAUAAAGACUGAGCUAGUAGCAGGAUAUGAUUUGUACGCCAGUGUAUCAGAUGGGCGAAAUGUGGUGGCUGCGCGAUCAUUAUCAGUUCGUAUUACAGGUAUCAAUUUUCCGCCACAUUUCCAAGUUCCUUCGCAGACAUUAACUGUAUUAGAAAAUAUAAAUUCUGGAUCGUCCAUAUUUCAACCAACAAUUACAGAUGAAGAUUUGUCAGACGUUCAUACGUUUUCUGCCGUUUAUUCUCCCCCAGAUGGCGCUGUUUAUUUCGGCGUUGACAAAUCAACUGGAUUAAUAAGAUCUUUAGUUGAUAUCGAUUACGAAACGAUUCCAUUCAAGUCAUUUUUUUUGGUGGUAACGGGUUCGGAUUCUCUGUUGGAAGACACUACGAAUAUAACAUUGAAUGUACAGAAUGUAAACGAGCCUCCGGUGUUUACAAAGAAGUAUUACUCACUUACAACUUCAGAAAAUAGUGGUGGAACUAUUAUUCAGAAUCCAUAUUACCAGUAUACAGACGUAGAUGGGGAUAAUGUCAAAUUUUCCCUUGACUGUGGUGCCGACACAGGUCGUUUGGACAUUGAUUCUUCCACAGGGCUCCUAUCGUUUUCAACAGACUAUGAUCUAGAUAUAGUCGGUACAGCAUCUAAGAUAAACUGUAAGGUUUCUAUAACUGAUGAUGAAUAUACAGAUAUGGCAUAUGUUAAUAUGACAAUAUUGGACGAUAAUGACAAUUCACCUGUGUUUAUCUAUAGUGAAUACACGUUUUUCAUACCAGUAACUUCAAGUGUUGGGUUUUUUGUCGGACAGGUACAAGCAAUUGAUAAUGAUAUUGGAAGUUAUGGAAAUGUCCUUUACCAUGUUGCACUCGAAGAUUUCAACUACGGUUUGUUUGAUGUAGUCGAAAAUGGUUCGAUAUUUGUCAGCGAAAGUUUGACUCGGUAUACUGAAGGUUCUACUUUGAAUCUAACCAUAUAUGCUGUGGAUACAGGAGGCAGGGAGGGUCUGACGUUGGUUUAUGUUGUAUUUCCAACAACCUAUGUGGCGCCUUUUCCUCCAGCAGAUGGUAUCCAGUACUUAACAUUCUUCAGAUAUUCUCCGAACAUGGCUUGGUUUGUUCCCCUGAUGUUUAUUCUUUUUGCCACCUUCUGUGUUGUUGCACACACACUUUAUAAAUCGAAGUGUUCAUGUUUGAAAAAAAAUGAACGGAGCAUGCGUAAGAAGAAAAGGAAAAGACCAAUGAAAUCAUUUCAAAGAUAUUGAUUCGAAUUAGACAUUAAACUGUAACUCUGUUGUACAAAUACAAAUGGAAAUAUUCAUAAAUGUGAUGUUUAUUCAAAUUAAUUUAGAUUUUAUUUUGUCAUCAGUAAUAUUGGCGAUAACUGUGUAUGCGUUAUGCGUAUUAAAGGUUAUAUAAACGGAAAAA